Molecule: messenger RNA, 375 nt
Organism: Acaulospora morrowiae
Lineage: Eukaryota; Fungi; Glomeromycota; Glomeromycetes; Diversisporales; Acaulosporaceae
Source: the annotation of a GenBank genome assembly
AUGCUAAGCGGUGCUGGCAUGAUACUGCAGCUCAGUUUCUCUGAAGACACAGAUAUUCUAUUCUACACCGAGUUAAUAUUGGAAGUGUUGCAUGUAGUCACUGCAAUGCCAACUGAAAGUCCUGGAAUGUGCUAUGUAGAUGGAAAGUGGUAUCUCAAUAGAUCACUAGAAAUAGAACCAGAUGAUGCUUUUGCAUUGAGAAAUCGAGGAGAAACUCACAGAAUGUUGAAUAAAUAUAACGAAUCACUUUCAGAUCUCAAUAGAUCACUAGAAAUAGAACCAGAUGAUGCUUUCACAUUGAGAAAUCGAGGAGAAACUUACAGAAUGCUGAAUAAAUAUAACGAAUCACUUUCAGAUCUCAAUAGAUCACUAUAA